Molecule: messenger RNA, 1247 nt
Organism: Plasmodium vivax (malaria parasite P. vivax)
Lineage: Eukaryota; Apicomplexa; Aconoidasida; Haemosporida; Plasmodiidae
Product: 4-methyl-5(B-hydroxyethyl)-thiazol monophosphate biosynthesis enzyme, putative
Exons: 4
Coding region: 345-914 (189 amino acids)
Biological process (GO): guanine deglycation, glyoxal removal; protein deglycation, glyoxal removal
Cellular component (GO): nucleus; cytosol
Molecular function (GO): protein deglycase activity
Source: RefSeq, a predicted model, not a curated record
GUUAAGCAAACUGUAGAAAAAGGAAACAACACGUCAACAUUUGUCCUUUAAAGCAACUUCUAGCAUUCUCUAUGUUGUUAUUUUUUCUCCAGUUUGUCCCCGAAAAUGUGACUGCUUUUGGUUUUUUUUUUUUUUUUUUGCAUGCAUUUUUCUUCUGGGUUAUACCCUCUCCUAUGUAGAAGGGUUCUUUGCAUCCCCGUAGGUGAGGCCACCACGCAAAAACGCCUUUGCACAUGCGCAUGAAUACAAAAUGAGCACAUGGUGAUGUACACUUAUAGGAUACCCCCCUUACGUAAUUUUUGCCAAGCAAAACUGUGUACCCUCUUAUAUCGUAUAAAAUCACCAUGAGCGGAAAAAAAACAGCCUUAGUUGUGGUGGCAUCCGGAUCGGAAGAUGUGGAAUAUAUUACAACGGUCGAUGUGCUAAGGAGAGCUAACAUCAGCGUGACAACAGCGUCCGUGGAGGAAACGGAAAAGGUGUGCCUGCAGUCGAAGAACGUGGUAAUUGCGGACACGACAAUUGACAAGGUAAAGGAUAACACCUUUGACGUAAUUGUCAUUCCAGGGGGCAUGAAAGGAUCGAACGCAAUAUCAAAUUGCCCAACCGUUAUUGAAAUGUUGAAGGUGCAGAAAAGCAGCAACAAAUUUUAUGCGGCCAUAUGUGCAGCCCCUGAAACUGUCCUACAUCGCCAUUCCCUAAUUGAUGACGUUGAGGCAGUAGCAUACCCAUCGUUCGAAAGCGAUUUCAAGCAUAUCGGCAAGGGAAGAGUGUGCGUAUCAAAGAACUGUAUAACCUCUGUUGGCCCCGGAUCUGCCGUCGAAUUUGCCCUUAAAAUUGUCGAAAUGUUGUUAAGCAGAGAUGCAGCUCUUAACCUUGCCAGCGGUUUUUUACUUCACCCCUCUGUGACGUUUUAAUGUACCAUACGGCUUUGCUGAUUGAUGCGGAGGUGUAUGGAUAGAAAAGCGCGCACCCUAACCUGCAUGGCGUAAAUGUGUCUUUAAGCGCGCGCUGAAAGUGCUAGCAUAAAAGGGUAUAUCUGCACAUAUACAUAUACACACGUACAUGCAUACGUAUAUGCAUACAUACUUACAUACCCUUGUACGUGUACAUGUUCUCCCCGUGUGCAUCCCUCGAUCGGAAAAAACUGCUAAGGAACACCUUUGAACAUACCCUUUUUAAACGGAAGCCAUUUUGAACAAACGCUAACUUUUACGCAAAGGAAAAGGUGUUUUAAUAAGAUCCCCAUG